This is a messenger RNA of Patella vulgata (common limpet), 1455 nucleotides long. RefSeq names its product probable G-protein coupled receptor 34. Gene Ontology annotation, cellular component: membrane. Gene Ontology annotation, molecular function: G protein-coupled receptor activity. Gene Ontology annotation, biological process: G protein-coupled receptor signaling pathway. Bases 114 to 1361 code for a protein of 415 amino acids. NCBI's taxonomy places the organism in Eukaryota, Metazoa, Mollusca, Gastropoda, Patellidae. The transcript has a single exon. The record is from RefSeq and is a predicted model, not a curated record.
UAUAAUGCGUUUUGAUUUCAGUUGUGCUUCUGUGAUUAAUUGAAGUCGAUACGCCUUGGUAUAACUAUCCAACAUAACAUCCUGUGAACUCGACCAACCAAACCAACAGCAAAAUGAACACUAGUAAUUCAAGUAAUAUGCUUCCGAUGAAUGCUUACCCAGAAUAUAAGGCGUCUGUUUUAAUUUGGAAAAUAUUUUCUCCAAUAUUGAUAAUAAUUGGUACCAUCGGAAAUCUUUUGUCAAUUUUGGUACUGACACAAAAAAAUAUGAGAAAAUCGUCAGUUUCAAUUUAUCUGACAGUUUUGUCAAUUGUGGACAUCUUGGUUUUGUAUACAGGCUUACUAAGACAAACUAUUCAACAUCAUUUAAAUCUGGAUAUUCGGGAACUAAGCGUACCCUCGUGUAAGAUAAACACUUGGUUGGUGUAUUUUACUUUAGAUAUGUCCGUCUGGUUGUUAGUGGCUGUAACAGGAGAGAGAAUUAUAUCAGUUUGGUUUCCACACCGCGUAAGAUAUGCAUGUACCAAUGUUUCGUCUUCUAUUGUGAUUUCCAUUGUCGGCGUUAUCUUAUUAGCAGUUAAUUCCCAUUUUCUCUAUGGCAUUGGUGAUGUCAUUAAGGAGCAUGGAGAAGUUUCAAAAUGCGAAUCGUUGUGGGAAAAUUACAAUAAUUUUGUUUGGCACAUUUGGCCAUGGGUAGAUCUCUGUUUCUUCUGCUUGGUACCGUUCACGAUUCUUAUCAUUGGAAAUAUUUCUAUCAUUGUAAAAGUGUGCUCAUCAAGGAAAAACAUCCGACGAUUAAAUACAUUGCCAGGAAACACCCAACAAAACGAUGUAUACCGGAAGCAAACGUCGUCAAUGACUUUGAUGCUUUUGUGUUUAAAUAUGGUGUUUUUGACAUGUACGUCACCAAUAAGCGUGUAUCUCAUCGGCGAACCUUAUUGGACAGCAGAUUUAAGCGCACGUGGUGAAGCGCAACAUGCAUUAAUAUGGGCGAUUGUAAACAUAUUAAUGUACACAAAUAAUUCUAUUAACUUUCUGCUGUAUUGUAUUAGUGGAACAAGAUUUAGAGAGGAACUAAAGAACAUUUUCAAAAAGAAAAAUCGGAUACGUCCCCAGGUAUCUUUAACAAACGUCAAUGGUGCCCGGCAAGUUGUAGCGGCGAAUAUGGAUGAAAAUAAUACAAUUCAAAAAUCGCAGGACAAGAACGUUACCGAUCAUUUAACAGUUCCAACUGCAAAAACGUUACACGUGCCUAUCACAAUUCCGAAAACUUUGACCGUUAAUUUUGAAUCCGGAAGUAAUCCAACUGAUACUUCCGGUGAGAGACAGAACAACGCCGCUGGAAAUAGUUGUGUUCAAUAAAUUAAAUUGAUUUUGUGAUUUCCAACAGCGAAGUCAUUCGUCAUUGUAUCAAUAAACCGUGGUUUAAUACUCGUAAUCGUUUAAAUGGCGAAUG